This is a messenger RNA of Chaetomium globosum CBS 148.51, 1188 nucleotides long. RefSeq lists its product as uncharacterized. The record is from RefSeq and is a predicted model, not a curated record. NCBI's taxonomy places the organism in Eukaryota, Fungi, Ascomycota, Sordariomycetes, Sordariales, Chaetomiaceae. The transcript has a single exon. The coding region runs from base 1 to 1188 and encodes 395 amino acids.
AUGGCUCCAAAGGAUAAUGGCAUCUCCCGGGAGAGUGUCCCCACGGGCACGACGCUGACCAUCAUCGUCGUCUUCAUCAGCGUGGCGCUCUACAACGUUGGCGAACUGGCCUUCAUCAUCAUGGCCACCUUCAAGCGGCGCAGCGGCCUCUACUUUUGGAGCUUUGUCGUCGCCACAGGGGGCAUCGUGCCGUACGCCGUGGGGUUCUUGAUCAAGGCGCUCCAAUCACCCUGCCCCAACUGGCUCUACGUCACCAUGAUCGUGGUCGGCUGGUGCUGCAUGGUGACGGGCCAAUCCGUCGUCCUGUACUCGCGGCUGCACCUCGUGCUGCGCAACGAGCGCCGGCUACGCAUGGUGCUGAUCAUGAUCAUCACCAACGCCAUCAUCUGCCACAUCCCCAUCACCGUCAUGGUCUACGGGGCCAACUCGAGCAACCCGGACCCCUUCGUCGCCCCCUACUCCGUCUACGAACGGGUCCAGGUGACGCUCUUCUUCAUCCAGGAGGCCAUCAUCUCGGCGCUGUACAUCCACGAGACGGUCGAGCUGAUGCGGACGCGGAGCGGGGGGGGCAUGGACGGCGGCGCGCGGGGCAGCGCUGCGCGGUGGCUGAUGACGCACCUGAUCGCGGUGAACAUCAUCGUGGUGAUGCUGGACGUGACGAUCCUGGCGCUCGAGUACGCGGGCCUGUACGACGUGCAGACGUCGUGCAAGGCGCUGGCCUACAGCAUCAAGCUCAAGCUCGAGUUCAGCGUCCUCAACCGCCUCGUCGAGAUCACCCGCGGCGGCACCUCGGGCCACGACAGCUCCUACGACCGCACCCCCGUCGACCGCAGCGGCGUGCGCAUGGGGACGCUCGAUGGGGAGCAGAGGAGGAACUGGAAGAGUCAGGCCGGCGGCGGCGGCAGUGGGAUGGGGAACAGGGUGCAUGUGCGGUCCUGCGCGCGGCCGAGCGUGGAGCUCGCGGAACCCGCGGGGGCGUCGGUCAUGAUGACGACGGAGGUUACCGUGCAGAGGGUUCGGCGCGGCUCCAUAUCGGGUGUGGAGGGGGAUGGGGAUGGCGGCAGCGACCUGGUGAGUAUUGGUGAGGCGUCUGGUAUGACGCUGGAAUCGACAACGGAAGGCACAGCAGGGCAGUCCCGGGCGCCGUCGCACUCUUCGGAGCGGCAGAUCAUUGAGAGGGUAGACUAG